Messenger RNA from Capsicum annuum, 650 nucleotides. RefSeq lists its product as uncharacterized. Bases 69 to 497 code for a protein of 142 amino acids. The transcript has a single exon. NCBI's taxonomy places the organism in Eukaryota, Viridiplantae, Streptophyta, Magnoliopsida, Solanales, Solanaceae. The record is from RefSeq and is a predicted model, not a curated record.
GCCAAUUAUAAUUCAAAUCUCAUUUUUCAAAUAUUCAUACAAUCCUCAAAAUAAAUAGCUCAUAAAUAAUGGCAACAACAACAACAUCUACCUUUUUCCUUUCAUCUUCACCAUUUUCUUCGAGAAGAAAAUCAUCAUCACGUGUUUCGAGAACGGCGACGUUGGCAAUAGGGAGAGAAGCUCAAGAUCGGAACUACUAUAACGGUCGUAUCGUAGACGAGAACUUAAUUAUCCUGCGUAAGAGAAUCCACGAGAUGAAGAUGAUCGAGAGAAAUUACGAGCCUCCGACUGAUUGGAUGGAUUGGGAAAAAAGUAUAUACACGAAUUACGAUGCGAAUAUUUGUCAUGCAUUGGGAUUGUUGCAAUCUAAAUUGAUGGAUACAAGACCUAGUUUGGUUUUGGGCAUGGCUGCACUUAUUGGACUAAGUUUGCCCACUUCAACUAUUGUUAUUUUGUUUCAUUUGAUUGAGUUAACUAAAGGGAUUUUAGGUGGAUAAUAUGUUUUUUCGAUGUCGAUUAUGUACCGAUUCGAGCUCAACGGCCAAAGUAAUGUCGGUUCUGAUCAGAUCCAGUAUUUAGGGCUUUAUGAUUUUGUUCUCAAAAGACGUCUCGACAAUCGAGUUAAUGAUCCCUACUGUCUGUUCUGAUCA